This is a messenger RNA of Thunnus maccoyii (southern bluefin tuna), 1125 nucleotides long. It is a transcript of the gene haus1, whose product is annotated as HAUS augmin-like complex, subunit 1. Gene Ontology annotation, cellular component: HAUS complex; cytosol. The record is from RefSeq and is a predicted model, not a curated record. NCBI's taxonomy places the organism in Eukaryota, Metazoa, Chordata, Actinopteri, Scombriformes, Scombridae. Gene Ontology annotation, biological process: spindle assembly; centrosome cycle. The transcript is spliced from 9 exons. The coding region runs from base 233 to 1048 and encodes 271 amino acids.
UCAAUCAUUGUUUUUAGCAAAAUAGCUAGGACGCUCGCUCAGUCGUCUUCUCAUUGGCUGGUAACCAGGAAGUUAUUAGAAUGAUUUUGGGGGCGCGAAACCAGAAACAGAAAACUGUUGUCGUUUUUUCUUCGGGCUGCUAGACCACCUAUAGGCUACGUUUGAAGAAGCUAGUGGUUGUGGUUUUUGCAGCCUUUUCGUUCCUCGUCAUGUGUGAAAAGAUCAAGAAGUGAUGUGGCUUCCUCAGGUGAACAGCUGGCUCGGCACAGUGUUUGGGGAUCAGGCUGUGCCGCAGUUUGAGGUCAACACUAGGACAGUAGACAUACUGUACCAGCUGGCACAGUCCAGUGAAGCCCGGUGCAGUGACACAGCUCUCCUCAUAGAAGACCUCAAACAGAAAGCUUCAGAGUAUCAGGCUGAAGGUGCUCAUCUCCAGGAUGUUCUUCUACAAGGUGCUGGCCUGUCAUGUGCAAGCUUGUCAAAGUCUGCUACUGACUACUUGUCAUCUUUAGUAGAUAAUGCUAUGGUGCUCGGAGUCAGAGACACAUCGCUGUGCAGCUUUAUGCCAGCAGUGAACAACCUCACCAAUGAACUUCUGGAAGCAGAGAAGUCAAACAGAAGACUUGAGAGGGAUCUCAGGGCCCUCAGAAAGAGACUUGGUGCCACUCUGGUGCUGCGGAGCAACUUACAAGAGGAUAAAAACAAAACGGUCAAGUCUCAGUCGGUGGAGAGCGCUAAAGCGGAGGAGAGGCUGCUCAGCAUGGGUUUCGUGACGAGAAAGACUAAAGAGUUUAGCAACACGAGGGAGAGGGCAGAGGCUCAACUUGUAUCCAGGAACAUGGACAAGUCCAUCACGCACCAAGCUAUUGUGCAGCUCUCUCAGGAGGUCACUGCACUCAAACAAGAAAUAAUUCCCUUGAAAAAGAAACUGGAGCCUUACAUGGACCUAAGCCCAAGCCCAUCUCUCGCGCUAGUGAAAAUAGAAGAGGCAAAAAGAGAGUUGGCUGCGAUUGAUUCCCAGUUUGAGAUGAACGUGGAUUUCAAGUGAAGACGCGUGAAAUUUUAGUCUUUCCUGUUUUGAGUUUUACAUUUUCAGUUUGAAAAGUAAUAAAGUAACCGUUUCCA